Messenger RNA from Linum trigynum, 1369 nucleotides. NCBI's taxonomy places the organism in Eukaryota, Viridiplantae, Streptophyta, Magnoliopsida, Malpighiales, Linaceae. The record is from the annotation of a GenBank genome assembly.
CCCUAGAAGAUUCCCCAUCCUAUUUCUUUAAGUUCUUUCCCUUUCUCGCAAUUUCAUCUCUCUGCCCUUUGAUGAUCUCUAGGAUUUUUUAUUUUAUUUUAGUAGAUCUUCUCUUUCUAUCUCGAGUUUGGGCCAAUGAGACGCUACGAUUCAAAUCCCUUUGACGAAGAGGAUGUCAAUCCCUUUGCAGAUCAAUCGAAGGGGAAAGGAUCAGGUGGUGGAGGUGCCUUCUAUAUGCCGAAUCCAGGUGUUGGUUCCUCAACAUCAAAGCUUUCACCUCUCCCCCCAGAACGUUAUGAUCGCAGUGCAACAAUCGAUAUUCCACUAGAUAAUGCAAAAGAUUUAAAAGCCAAGGAGAAGGAACUCCAAGCGAAAGAGGCUGAAUUAAAGAAGAGAGAGCAGGAAUUAAAACGUAGAGAAGAUGCUAUAGCACGAGCCGGAAUAGUAAUUGAAGAGAACAACUUCCCACCAUUUUUUCCUCUUAUCCAUCAUGACAUUGCAAAUGAAAUACCCAUCCAUCUACAAAGGAUACAAUAUGUCGCUUUCACCACUUUGUUGGGUCUAGUAUUGUCUCUUUUGUGGAAUGUUGUUGCAGUUACCAUGGCGUGGAUUAAGGGAGAAGGAUUAACCAUUUGGCUUCUCUCUAUUAUUUACUUAAUAUCCGGGGUUCCAGGGGCCUAUGUUUUGUGGUAUCGACCCCUCUAUCGAGCAAUGAGGACUGAUAGCGCUUUGAAAUUCGGGUGGUUUUUUCUAACAUACAUGUUCCACAUUGGUUUUUGCGUCUUAGCAGCUGUUGCACCGCCAAUUAUCUUCAAGGGGAAGUCUCUUGCAGGGAUUUUGCCUGCCAUUGAUCUUCUAAGCACCAAACCUUUAGUGGGGAUAUUCUACUUCAUUGGAUUUGCAUUUUUCACAGUUGAAUCCCUUCUCAGCAUCUGGGUUAUUCAGCAAGUCUACAUGUACUUUAGAGGCAGUGGGAAAGCUGCAGAGAUGAAACGACAAGCCAUGUUGGCUGCAUUAUGAUGUUGGACCUGACCUAUCUCGCAUGAAGAUACUCCAUUCUUCGUCAACAACUUUGAUGCUCUUGCAUUUUUUGGCUUCUUUUGCAAGGAAGUGUGCAUAUUGGCGAUGGUAUAUAUAUCUUUUACCAUAGUAUUCAUCAAGGAGCGAUAUCGUAGAGACUAAAUAAUUGGAUUGAGAGUACCAUUAUAGGGUUUUGCAGGUUGUGAGGGAAGCAUAUUCGAGUAUGAGGUGUUUCAUUUGUAUGGAAUUUUUUUUGUACAUUGUAGCUCUAUUAUUAUUGAUCCUUAUAGUGCUGGUUGAAGAUUGCGACAAUUGUUUGUAGCUAGUGUAGAGCAUGAAAUUCCUAUGG